AUGGGGAAGAAUAACAAGAAGGGGAAGAAGCCCCUAGCCGGCGCCGCUGCAGUGAAGGUGGGGAAAGCCCGCAGCGAGGUCCGGGACAACCCGUUCGAAGUGAAGGUCAACAAGCAGAAGUUCAAUGUGCUGGGCAGGAAGAGCAAGCAUGAUGUGGGGCUGCCGGGGGUGUCCAAGUCUAAAGCCAUCAAGAAGCGCAAGGAAACACUCCUGAAAGAAUACCAGCAGAGGGGGAAGGCCAGCAUAUUUAUGGAUAAGCGAUUUGGGGAAUAUGACACCAAACUCACUCCGGAGGAGAAGAUGAUGAAGAGAUUUGCAAUGGAGCGACAGAGAAAUGUUGACAAGAAGACUAUAUACAACCUAAAUGAAAGAGGAGGAAUUGACUCACUAUGGACAGUCUCUGGCUUUGCUGGAAAAGCUGAAUGACCCUGUGGAUAGUGACAGUGAUACAGAUGAAAGGGGGGCGCUAUCUGCUGCGCUGACAGCUUCUCAUUUUGGUGGAGGAGGGCUGCUCAGGAAGAAAGCUCCUUCUGAACAGAAAGAGGAGGAGCCAGAAAAAACAAAAACCCGUAAAGAGCUAAUUGAAGAGCUGAUCGCUAAAUCAAAAUCUGAGAAGAGAGAGAGGCAGAGUCAAAGAGAGAAGGCCAUGGAGCUGACCGAAAAACUAGACACUGACUGGAAAGCUAUACAGACGUUGCUUGCUCAUAAGACUCCUAAAUCUGAGAGGAAGGCUGAAGCUGAAAAACCAAAGCCUGAUGACUAUGACAAGAUUGUUCGAGAGCUUGGAUUUGAGAUGAUGAAGGCUCAGCCCUCGGACAGGAUGAAAUCGGAAGAGGAGAUUGCUAAGGAAGAACAGGAGAGACUUCAGAAACUAGAGGCUGAGAGGCUACGCCGAAUGCGAUGGGAGGAUGGUAAGUCUAAGAAGAAGCCCAAACACAUCUCUGCAGAUGAUUUAAUGGAUGGGUUCGUACUGGAUAAAGACGAUCGCCUCAUGCUUUCCUAUAAGGAUGGGAAGAUGAAUCUACCAAAGUCAGAAGAGGCUGAUGAAAAAAAAUGGAGACACAGAUAAAAAGGAGGAGGAGGAACCAGGUACUGGGAAUGAGGGUAGUGAGGCAGAUGAAGAUGCAGAAGAUGGAAGUGAAAAGGAGGAAGAUGAUGACAAUGAAGAGGAAGAUGAUGAAGGCAGUGAUGCUUCAGAUAAUUUCUCUGACUUGGAAUCUAAUGCAGAGAGUGCUGAGGAGGAAGGGGAAGAAGAAGUAAAACCAAAAAAGGGAAAAGACAAACCCAAAAAAAAAAAAGCCAUGGAGGCAAGUUCUGAUUUGCCAUUCACAUUUGAUGUUCCCGAAUCACAGGAGAGUUUCCAGUCUCUGCUGAGAGAGAAGACUACAGAACAGCAGCUGGUCAUACUGGAGAGGAUUCAGAAGUGUAACCACCCGAGCCUUGCUGAUGGGAAUAAGGCCAAGCUAGAGAAAUUGUUUGGUUUCCUCUUGGAUUAUAUUAUUGACUUGGCUGAGCAGGAAACGCCAGAUCUGAAAACUGUUGACAAACUAAUUCUGCCCCUGUACAGCUUGUGCCAGAUGUUCCCAGAAACAGCAGCGGAGUGUGUGAGAGAGGCCCUACAGGAUAUCGCUCAUACUUUGGAUGAAGCAAUAGAAUCUAAAGGCCGGGCUACAUUCCCCGCUUUACACGUACUUUUUUACUUCAAGAUCAUUGCAAUUUUAUUUCCUACUUCUGAUUUCUGGCACCCUGUCAUCACUCCAGCUGUCACUGUGAUGAGCCAGCUCUUGACGAAGUGCCCCGUGUCUUCACUGGAAGAUGUGGCUGCAGGUCUCUUCAUCUGUUGUAUGUUCCUUGAAUACGUGUCCUUGUCACAGAGGUUCGUUCCAGAGGUCAUUAACUUCCUUCUGGGGGUCCUACACUUGGCCACAGCACGGAGACCUUCUAUUGGUUACUCCGUUGUUCCUCCAUUUAAACACCACGGAAAGUCAUCUGGACUUCUCCUGACAGAUAGUGAUGAUGACAUUAAUUCUUGGAAGAAGACACACAUGCCGCUGACAGCAAUCAAUGGACUGAACACAGAGGACAAAACUGAGAUCAAUCAUUUUAGGCUGACGUGUGUUGCAGUGAGCUUAGACUUGGUAAAAAGAUGUGUGAACAUGUAUGGAUCUUUACCAGCUUUCUGUGAGAUUUUCAAACCAAUUUUCCUGCUUAUCCAUGAACACCUUCCACGAAGCACAUAUCCAAAGGAGAUCCAGGAUAUGUGCCAAAAAAUUUUAGAUGAUAUUGAAAGACUUGGAAAGAAAACCUACAAACAGCUCAUGUUUGAGAAACAGGCACCUGUGGCAAUGAAAAUGUUCACACCAAAAGUUAUGCCUGUGCUGGAAUUUGGCAGAAAGCAGGGCUGUAAUAAGGUGGAACGAGAACGAAAGAAACUUAUUCACAAACACAAGCGGGAACUUAAAGGAGCUGUGCGAGAAAUCCGAAGGGACAAUCAGUUUUUGGCAAGAGUAAAGCUUUCAGAGACCAUGGAGAGGGAUGCGGAGAGGAAGAGGAAGGUAAAGGAACUCUUCAACAGUCUGUCAACACAGGAGGGAGAAUGGAAAGCCUUGAAAAGAAGAAAGAUGAAGGGGAAGUAA
Messenger RNA from Staurois parvus, 2636 nucleotides. The record is from the annotation of a GenBank genome assembly. NCBI's taxonomy places the organism in Eukaryota, Metazoa, Chordata, Amphibia, Anura, Ranidae.